AGAUCUGGGGAAAUCAGAGACAAGCAGUCAAGAGGGCGGAGCCAGAUGAAGGAGCGCCUGGCAGCCCUCUCUACUCACGUGACACAGCUGGAGGAAGAUCUGAACACGCCCAGAGAAGACCUCAUUAAAUCUGAGGAAAUGAACACGAAAUUGAAACGAGAUGUCCGUGAAACUGAGGCUAAAAACUGCCAGUUGCAAGAACGCCUGCAGCUGGCACAGCAGAAGCUGCAGCAGACCCUGCAGAUAGCAGAGGUGCUCCCCAAGGUGGAGGCGGAGCUAGCCCAGAGUGUGGCUGCACUCUCCAAGGCGAGGCAGAGAGAAAAUGAAUGAAGAACAUAAUAAAUGUUUAUCGGACACUGUUGACAAGCUUCUUUCAGAAUCUAACAAGAGGCUUCAGCUUCAUCUUAAA
Molecule: messenger RNA, 409 nt
Organism: Kogia breviceps (pygmy sperm whale)
Lineage: Eukaryota; Metazoa; Chordata; Mammalia; Artiodactyla; Physeteridae
Source: RefSeq, a predicted model, not a curated record